UUCAUCCAGCUCGCUGAUGAGAGUGAUGAGGUCCCAAAUUUAAGGGCAAGUUAUAUGCGGAUUUCAGACUUUCGGCACCUGAAUGGACCAAGUUGGAGCUGAUGUGUGAAGUCCUCCAGGAGCCCCCAGACGCUCAACAGAGUUUCUCAGUGACAUGUGAACCAACCGUAUGGCGGACUAUCCCAGUGCUCGAAUGUCUUCAAGAGACACUGCAAAAUAUGGCAGGCACAUCAAAAUUCAACCGCUUCUCAACAGCUAUUGAAGCUGGUGUCAUCAAUCUCCGCAAGUGGUAUGGUAAGACUGAUGACAUGGACACAUAUUUCAUUUGCCUAGCGCUCGACCCCAACUACAAGGUCGCAUAUGCACAUGACAAAUGGGCCCCUCAUUUUUUCAAACAAGGCAUGGAAUGCCUCGAGAGAGUCUACUUCCUCGCAGGCUCCUGCAUCAGCAAACUACCAAUUUUGUGA
Molecule: messenger RNA, 467 nt
Organism: Suillus subalutaceus
Lineage: Eukaryota; Fungi; Basidiomycota; Agaricomycetes; Boletales; Suillaceae
Exons: 3
Coding region: 102-467 (121 amino acids)
Source: RefSeq, a predicted model, not a curated record